GGAUUCAAAACAAAAAGCGCGCGCGUUCCAAAUUUAAAUUGCUGAGUUCGAAAGGAUUACUCGUGAUCGCCGUUGAAUUUGAACUCGCGUUCGUAAUUGAUUAUGAAUUCCAGAUGAACGAAAUGGAAUGCAUUAGAGCAAAAUAACUAGGCUCCAAAGUGUUGAUAAUUGUGUAUUUAAAUAUUAUCAAACAGUAUUUGGAUGACGUCCAGGUCAAUAACCUGCCACCAUGGGGGACAUGUUCAGGAGCGAAGAGAUGGUGCUGUGCCAGCUCUUCGUGCAGCCGGAGGCGGCGUACGUCUCAAUGUACGAGCUGGGAGAGGCUGGCAUCGCGCAGUUUAGAGACCUGAACCCCCACGUAAAUGACUUCCAACGUCGCUACGUCACAGAAGUGCGGCGCUGCAGUGAAAUGGAACGCAAGCUGAGAUGGGUCGGGUCCCAGCUACCAGAGCCGCCUCCACCACCAAAACCAGGGCCUAGAAACUUGACACCGAGGGAGAUUAACAUACUUGAGGAAAGAAUCGACUACAUCGAAUCAGAAAUCCAAGAGAUCACCCGCAACGCCCAAAACCUCAAAACUGAUUACCUCUCUCUCAUCGAGCUGAAACUCCUGAUCGAGAAGAUGCAGACCUUCUUCCAAGACCACAGCGCCCAGAGGAAGAUAUCAGCGUCAGUCCAGAUAUAUAACGGGGAGGGGGUGUUGGCACAUCUAGGGUUUAUAGCGGGGGUGGUCGCCACGCACAGGGUGCACUCCUUUGAGAGGAUGCUGUGGAGGAUCUCGCAUGGAAAUAUAUUCUUUAAACAAGCACAUAUUGAGCAGCCGCUCAGGGACCCAGUGACGGGUCACGAGCUCCAAAAGACAGUGUUCGUCGUUUUCUUCCACGGCGAGCAGAUCAAACUCCGAGUGAAGAAGGUCUGCCACGGCUUCCAGGCGACGCUCUACCCAUGUCCUGCCACAUACAAGGAACAACUGGACAUGCUGGCUGGUGUGGCCACUAGGAUACAGGACUUGGACAUGGUUUUACAACAAACGGAAAACCACCGCCGCCUCGUCCUCCAAAACAUAGCCCGAGACAUCAGCACGUGGAUGGUAGCAGUUCGUAAAGAGAAGGCCAUAUACCACACACUGAACAUGUUCAGUAUGGAUAUAGUCAAGAAGUGCCUUAUAGCAGAAUGCUGGGUGCCACGGAGAGAUCUGUCGACGCUUCAAAAAGCAUUGGAUGAUGGAGUGAGAGCCACAGGCAGCCUAAUCCCCUCCAUCAUGCACCACGUGCCCACAUUGGAGGUGCCCCCCACCUACAACCGCACCAACAAGUUCACUACCGGCUUCCAGACCCUCAUUGAUUCCUAUGGAAUCGCGAGCUACAGGGAAGUCAACCCAGCUCUAUACACAAUCAUAACAUUCCCUUUUCUCUUCGCCGUGAUGUUCGGUGACUUCGGCCACGGAAUCCUCAUGACCGCCUUCGCCGCCACCCUCGUCAUCAUGGAGAAGCGGUUCCUCAAAGUCAAGAGUGACAACGAAAUCUGGAACAUCUUCUUUGCUGGCCGCUACAUCAUCCUUCUAAUGGGCAUAUUCUCCAUGUACACUGGCUUAAUAUACAACGAUAUGUUCUCUAAGAGUUUGAAUAUCUUUGGGAGUAGUUGGAAGAAUUUGUAUGACGCAGAGACGCUGAAUUCGAGUCAUGCUUUUGAUUUGGAGCCGGCGGAAGCGUAUGUGCAAGUUCCUUAUCCAUUCGGGUUGGAUCCAGUGUGGCAAUUUGCAGAGAAUAACAUAAUAUUCCUAAACUCAUUCAAGAUGAAACUGUCAAUUAUAUUUGGAGUGAUACAUAUGGCGUUCGGUGUAACAAUGAGUGUGGUAAACUUCAACUUCCUGAAGAAGCAGCAGAUGAUAUACUUACAGUACAUACCGCAGAUACUGUUCUUGUUGCUGCUGUUUUGGUACCUUUGUAUACUGAUGUUUAUGAAGUGGACGAUGUAUUCAGCUAUUUCGCCAGAUCCCGCCUUCAACACACACUGCGCACCCUCUGUUCUGAUUCUCUUCAUCAACAUGAUGCUCAUGACUGAGACAAAGGCGAAACCUCCAUGUGAAGCCUACAUAUUCCCUGGACAGGGUCCGCUGCAGUCCACGUUCAUUGCUAUAGCUCUGCUAUGUGUUCCUGUCAUGCUGUUUGGGAAGCCGAUAUACCAUGUGAUGGCAGAGAGGAAACGAAGGAAAUACCAACAAGGAGUGGAAAGCGGUGAAGCCACAGAGAAAGACCCCCACGACGGAGGCAUGGGCGAGAUGUUGAUCACACAAGCCAUACACACCAUAGAAUACGUGCUGGGCACUGUCUCCCACACCGCCUCAUAUCUGCGACUGUGGGCGCUCUCACUCGCGCAUGCACAGCUCUCAGCAGUCCUCUGGCAGCGAGUGCUAGUGAACGGGCUGGGCACGUUCCCCGUGAAGGGGUUCGUGAUGUACUUCGUGUUCGCCAUCUGGGCGUUCUUCACGCUCGCGAUCUUGGUGCUGAUGGAGGGGCUCUCCGCGUUCCUGCACACGCUGCGGUUGCAUUGGGUGGAGUUCAUGAGCAAGUUCUACGAAGGGCAGGGCUACCCGUUUAUGCCGUUCUCCUUCUCCGCCAUCUUAGAAACGGAGGACGACGAGAUGGGACAGGCGGCCAGUCCACCGCCGGAGUCGCCUGUCAGCCAUUAGAGCCCUAGUGUAAGAAUUGUAAGACACCGGUCAGCUCAGCCACAGUAUAAUAAAGAGUAUUAUCGUACAGUAUGGCCUCCCUAGCCCCGGUGAAAGGCCAGCAUCAACCAGAGUUAACAGACACGUCAAAGUCACGCAGCAAAAGUCUAUGGAAUUUCCCAUACAAAAAAAACAGCGAUCUCUAAAUUCGGUAACACUUAAUGUUGCAUGGUUGCACCAAACCAUCCGUAACUGUAGAGGAUAUACCGCCAAUAAUUAUUGCCGAAAAAUCUUUAGCACAGCUCAGGAGAUCUUGGAGAUAUUACACAAAAUGCUGACAUACCACCACUUGGUAGUGAAAAAUUUAAAAAUCGUUAGUGCCUUUUCUAUUCGAUGUAAAGGGAAGCAGUUUUUUUAGACUUUUAAGUUUUGGUCGUAAACUCAGAGAAGAAUCAAAGACAGAAUGCUAUGGUUAAUUGUCGUUGAUGAAUUACGUUAUUCUGAUAACUUAUAAGCCUCAUGAUAGUCAUGACGCUUUUUUUCAUAUAUUUUUUUGAUGGAAUCAUGUAUUUGUCUGUUUCUUGUACGAACGGCAUAUCGUGUAAACAUAUAGGUACAGAAUUCAUUGAAAGAUUUGAAGCUGGCCGGCUAGAAUAAGCAUAUCGCUUGUAAAAGACUUUCUUAUAUUAAUAAGUUCUUCAACACCGUCAUCGGCAUACAACGAACUAUCCACAUAUUUUGGGUCAUUAUACUCAUUAUAAUACUCGAUUUUGAUAUACAAACAAUCAUUCUUACUGAAUACUAUUCUAAGAAUACUUACAGACAUUAUAAAAUAAUACUUACAUUACCAAAAAAUGAGAAUAGGCUAGUUUCCUAUACUUAAAAUAAAAUAUGUUAUGCAGUGCACGAACUAAAGCACCACGUAAAGUAAUUAGAAGAAAUAAUUAUAGGUAUGGACAGUAGUUAUGUUUAAACAUAAUAAGUCAGCAAGAAAGAUAUAAAGUAAAUUAAUUGAUCGUGACGUCACUCCUCAGUAUAUUUCAUAGUAAUUCCAUAUUAUUAAAUCGUUUUGACAGUUCUUAAAAAGAAGCUAAUUUUACUAGUAGGAAACUAGCCUAUUUACGUGCAGUAAAUUUACGUAAGACAUGAGAAACUUUGAAGCAAAUAUUUGUAAUGAAUCCUCAAUUUUUCUUGAGAACAAUUUAUUUUACUCUCCUCACAAAAUUAUGUUUGUAAGUAUACGUAGUAAUGUGUAUGACAGUGUGUAACAUAGUUUACAAUGUUUACAUGGUUAAUAAACUCAACAAUACCGUACAAGACACACUUUGGAGUCUGUGUUCAAUUCUACACAAAUCCAAAGAACUUUAUCAAAGGUCAAGUAGGUGCCGCACUUCAGAAAAAAGAAAGAUCACAAAGUUUAUAAGAAUGGUCACCUAAUAUAACCUUUUUGAUCUUACUUUCAUCUACCUAAUUGCCUUUAUCUCUCAAUCAGACGUCAAGCAAGAGUGAUAGAAAGAUAAGAAAAAAUGUUUAAAGGAAUUUAUAAUUUGAAAGAUUUGUUUGAACGGAGGUAUACUCUUGGGUCGACUCGUUCGUUUUUCGUCACGUUCCUAAAGCCCGAUUCUGCUUUCGUCAGCCAUUCUUCAUUCGUCAACUUAGUCUGCAGUCAUUAUCGUCUUUGACCAUAAUGAGU
Molecule: messenger RNA, 4364 nt
Organism: Leguminivora glycinivorella
Lineage: Eukaryota; Metazoa; Arthropoda; Insecta; Lepidoptera; Tortricidae
Product: V-type proton ATPase 116 kDa subunit a 1-like
Exons: 14
Coding region: 230-2692 (820 amino acids)
Biological process (GO): vacuolar acidification; proton transmembrane transport
Cellular component (GO): plasma membrane; vacuolar proton-transporting V-type ATPase, V0 domain; vacuolar proton-transporting V-type ATPase complex
Molecular function (GO): ATPase binding; proton-transporting ATPase activity, rotational mechanism
Source: RefSeq, a predicted model, not a curated record